Messenger RNA from Anopheles cruzii, 1242 nucleotides. RefSeq names its product tektin-1. Gene Ontology annotation, biological process: cilium assembly; cilium movement involved in cell motility. The record is from RefSeq and is a predicted model, not a curated record. The coding region runs from base 1 to 1242 and encodes 413 amino acids. The transcript has 3 exons. Lineage: Eukaryota; Metazoa; Arthropoda; Insecta; Diptera; Culicidae. Gene Ontology annotation, cellular component: nucleus; microtubule cytoskeleton.
AUGUCCGAAAAGUAUUUGCGAGAGCAAAAUCUCGUUAUCGUUCCACCGGAACAACCAAAAUACACGGUGCGCGACUGGGACAACAACAAUCGUAGACAGAAUUUGUUCUCCGUCGCCCAGCAGGACCUGGCUGAUCGAGUGAUAAGCGAAAGUGACCGUAUAAUCGAUGAGACGAAGCACACGACGGAAUCGAGCAAGGAUGAGGUCGACUUCCGGUUGCGGGAACGCAUCGAGGACAUUCGCUUUCGCCGGGACGAGUUGCAGAGCCAGAAACGGGAAGCGCACAUCGAGGAAGAAGCGCUGAAGGUGUACAAACGGAGGACGAUCGAUGCGAUCAACACGCUGCGGGAGAUUGCGGUGCCGCUCUGUCAGAAGUGUAUCGUCCUGCGGGAAACGCGCGACGGGACGGACCUGGUCAACGAUGCCGUCGAUCGCGAGCUGCGCAAGGAGCUGACCGUAAUGGAGGGCGGUGUGGCGCUGCUGGAGAAGGUGCUGGCCGAGUGUGUCGAGCAGAUCCGCCGUCUGCGCGCUACGAUCUAUCUGCUCGAUCGCGAUCUGACCGACAAGGACCGUUCGAUUCGGAUCGACGAGAAGAAUCUCGAGCUGCGCCCGAACCAGAUGGAGAUGAAGGUGUACGCCGGACGGGUUCCGUUGGAUCCUUACAAUGCCACCGACGAGGAGUGGAUUAUGGUGACCAAUCGGAACAUUGAGGCGACCGCCCGGGAGAUUAAUAGUGCCCAACCGUUGCGCUCCUACGUCGACCAGUUGCUGCGCCAGAUUGCCGAAGAUAUUCGGUCGCAGGUCGAGCGGACCAGUGCCGCCUUCCGGCAGCGCAUCGCCGAGCUGCGGUACACGAAAGUUAAGCUCGAGAACGUGCACAAGGAAACGGUGCGGCAGGUGAACGAGCUGACGCGCGCCGUGACACGGCUCGAGCGGGAAAUUGCCGAAAAGGAGGGUUACGUGGCCCUGGCCCAGACGCGACUGGCGAACCGUGCCCAGCGUCCGGGGAUCGAGCUGUGCCGGGACAGUGUUUACGAGGGCCUCAAACGGGAACUGGCCGAGCUGCGCAGUUCGACGGCCAAGCUCGAUGGCAGUCGGGUAAAGUCGAAGGCCACGCUACGCUAUUUGCUCAGCACGCAAGUGCUACAGGAGGAAGAAAUCAACCGCAAAACGAGAUCGUUGCGUACCGACGAGGUGGACUGCAUGACCAUGAGGGAGAGCUUGAAGUUUCAGGACUUUUGA